ACGUCACCCGACCAGCGGUCGGCUCAACAACAGUGAAGUGCACUCACCUUUAACAGCUUGAACUGAAGCUACCGGGCUUAUUCCCUUUAAUUCUGACCCUAUUGCACGGCUUUUGCGAAGUUAUGUUGUCGCCGGAGUCUACACGGGAGCUGUGAGGUCAGCCGCCUACCAGGUCUGCAGCGCUCCGGCUCCGUAAUGCUGCCAGCGGGGGGGGUCUGACGGUCCUAACACGCCCGAGGCGAGCAUGCCGCGCCGGGCCGGCGCUCUGAGGAGGAAGUGCUGAAUGAGCCUCUGCUGCAGCCGCCAUGGACGACUUCCCCACCAGAAGCUAUGGCACCAGCGGCCUGGACAACAGGCCCCUCUUCGGGGAGACCUCGGCUCGGGAUCGAAUCAUCAACAUGGCAGUUGGGGGAUUUACGUCCGUGGUCGUCCUAGUGACUGUGAUCGGCUCUUUUGUGUUCCCAACGUUGCCCCCGCGGCCUCUAAACAUAUUCUUUGCCGUGUGCAUCUUGUUAACGUGUGGAUCCACAAUAGUGCUGAUAUUCUGGUACCGGCAGGGAGACCUGGAACCUAAAUUCAGGAACCUGAUCUACUACAUGCUGGCGUCCAUCCUUCUGCUGUGUCUAUGUGCCAACCUCUACUUCUUUGACGUCAGGUAAAGAUGGAGGAAGAGGAAGGAGAGGGGGAAGAAGAAGGGACGACAUGGCCUUGACAGAUGGAAGCACAGGUGGAGGUCCUCCACUCCCAUUGGACCAACACUGAAGACUCACAUGACCAAAAAGAAAAAAAAAAAGAAAAAACAGACGCUGAUAGACUAACCCGAACCUUUCAGGGGACCCUGGGACCAAAAACCAGCGAGGACCACUAACUAUGUGUUAAUGAGGAAUUAUGCAAGCACACUGGACACACACCAGGUCACAGUGUCAGAGCCUUGAUGUACUGUUAAGAGGCCAUAACUCUGUUUGCUGGGAGACAAACUUUCACAAAAACAGCUGUGUUUACAUGCAAAUAAACAUCACUGAUGACUGUAAUCACAUUUCCAAGGAUACCACUCGAUGGAUGCAAUAAGUGAGACUAAAUGUGGAUUUGGUUAUCAUCUUUCAAUUGGCUAUGCAAAGCAUAUGCAAACAUAUUGAUCUUUUUUAUAAGAGUCGGCAACAGCACAAGAGGGGAGUUACAGAAUCACAGAAUUAAGGUCAAGAAAAGGGGAGGGUUUUCCCUUUCAAACCGGAAGCAUGUUUAGAGCAUUUAAACACAGCGCCCGAAGCAGGAGGAUCCUCGUGGACCCUCCUUUUCUGUCAGUACUGUAGACUGUUAUUCAAACUACAUAGUUUCACAUGCAGCAUAUGAGAGUUCUGGGACAGGUAAACAACAGUUUGGAUGUUUGUUAGAUUUAAUCAGUUUUUCAACCACAUCCCACUAAGAGGAGCUUUUUUUUUUUUUAACUAGAUUUGAAAGCCAGAUUAAACUGACUGCCAAAUCUUGCACUAAGGAUGGCUGACUUUAUUUUUUGCAUCACAGCCACACACACAGCCAGGCCAGCUGUGGCACCAGUGCUUUACACACAGCCUCUGAUAGAGGACAUGGAAUCGUCACACUAGAUGAAUGUUCAUUCAGCUUCUAUUUAUUAGAAAAAACGUUUGAAGACAAAGAACUGUAGCUGAACAUUUUGACUAGAAAACAACUAGAAUUUUUAAGAUUUAAAAUGGGGUUUUUGCCCAUGAAGUUUACAAAAAAAACUAGUUGAAACACCUUGUAAUUUGCGUUGUUUUUCUUUUUUAAACAUACCUUCACAAGUCUAAGCAAAUAAGUGCAGUUAAGAGUCCUUGUAGACUUUUUGCUCUCGGUUGACUGCCAGCAAAAAUUAUCCUAAGAAGAGCGCCAACAGUGGAGAUAAUGGAAAUGAUUAAAAGAAAGUAAUAUAACUCAGGAUGUGGCCAAACACUUUUGUUGUUUCCAGUCAGGUUUGUGCAAAAUUUAGAGCAUCAAAAAAUAGGAAGCUUAUCGAAGGGAAACAUGCAAGUCAACCAAAGAAGGCGUCAGGAAAGAAAAUCCCAAAUUUUCCUUCAGGAAAAUGGUCCAUAUCCUAAUCUCAGUUAACUAUGUCCUCAUAGAAGUCAAGCCCUCAAAAAAAGAAGUUGUAAUAAAAAAUAUUAAUGCCUCUUUAUUCACAAUUCCAUUUUUUCCCCUCUAUUUCAUCCAACGAAAUCAUCUUAUUAAAAUAUGUUUUACAAAACUAAAACGUUCAGCUAUUAACAUUUUUCGUGUCCAGUUUGUGUUCUAUUCAUUUACUCGAAUUUUGAGUGAACAUCGUCCACAUGUGGCGACCCCAUCGUUUAGCGCUGGCUUAAGCCUGGAGCUUUAAGUCUGAGCUUCUGAUUUUCAUGUGACGCUAACAUCAACUUCACACAUUCAUACUUCCACGGUACACAUUUAGAAAAGUAGCUGAAAAUCGUCCCGAUAAAGCAGAUCAAACCACCAGAUGCCGACACAUGUUGCGCUUGGAUCAAUUGGAUUCCAAUGUGUGAUUAUUAAUGGCCGAGUUUCGUAACAGUCCGCUCCCAGAACAAUGCCACUGUCAUGGCUUACACGGUGCUGUGUGCCACAGCCACUUCACAACAGACAGGUCUUCACUUUUUUUCUUUUGAUGAUGUAAAUUAAUUUAUUCCAAAAGUUAGAGAAAGUAAUGGAUAUCUGAAGGCUCAGGUUCAGUCAAGCAUUUCCUGUUUUAAAUGACAUCCAAGAUGCUGUAUUACUGCCAUUACUGAGGUGUUUCAAUGAUAAGUCAAGAGUGUUCCCUCCUAAAGAAGCUGUUUUAAUGUUGCUUUCUGAAAGCAGGGCUUCUGAGUACAUCUGGUUAAAGAGUAACUUUAGCAUGCUGACAUGAGGUUUGUGUGAGCAAAGCAUUGAGAAACACACUGAUCGAUUUCCAGUCAGGCUGUAGAGAAAAGUCCAUUUGCAGACUGAUUCUGCCGGUCCAAAUCAAGUCUCUGUGGUCACCAUCAACAAAAGCCAAACCAUCAACCUGUCAGUCUGUCUCUGUGUUGCAUUUGUCUAAGUUUCUAUUUUAGGAAGCAUUCCAGAAACUCUCUGUGGGGGGGGGGGGGUAGGUCAGUCCUUCCAGCAGCAGCACAGUUUUUUAAGAUAAAGUGGUGCACAGCAGAAUACUGUAUACGAUGUUUUCAUUGUUGGCCUUUGUCAUUUCUGUGUCAGCACUGAAGUACCAGCAGGGAUUUUGUGGUUCUUAACAGCAAAUUAUUUCUUUGACUUCAUAGAUUCAUCACAGCAUCAACAAUUCUACUGAACACGGAGCCAAUCAGAGCCACCGCACUGUGACUGUAGUCCCGUCAAAGCCAUGUUUUUUAUGAAUGUUUCAUGGAAUAAAUAAUUGUGUAACCUUUCACUUCAAGCUUCAUAAAGGGAUUUUAAAUUAGAGUUCACAUUUUCAUGUUUAUUGAUAGCUGUUACCUGUGAUAUUUGGUUUGUUUCGCUGCACUCUUUGUGUCUUACACUGAAAAAACAUGGAAGCAGCUAGAAUAUUGGAGGAAAAUAGUAGAAAAAUGGAACUAGUUUAGCUCCUAUGUUUCCACGUGCACUUAAAACCAUUUAAGUUCAUGUGAAGAGAUAUUUAAAUAGUUUAUUAUCAUUAUUUUCAUAACAAAAGGGUAUCAUUUGGUCUACCACCAUCAGGCACCUCUUUACAUUCUUUUCUCGGUGGAAGUGAAAACAGGCUUUAGUUUAGCACGUUUCGCCAUGUUAUGGUUCACUUUCGAACAGGACAAUGAGGUUUUGACACGUCCAUUUUUGCGUAGUCCUCUUGAACAUGGCCCCACUGAGGCUGUGAGGAGCUGCGUUCACAUUUAAUCCAGGGUUUCAAACAGUUCACGCUCCAUCCUGUGUCAUUUCGCACGACCGCUUCAGUCCCGUCCCGCUUUAAAAACAAAGUCUGACGUUUUAACUCACAGUUCAACACGCUGAGGCGCCAGCGGCCUCCUCCGUUGGUCUUCGCGACUCAGUCAGAGCCUUCCUGGUUCUCCAAGAUAGGAUCCGUGAGAGUGCUGCUGAUGUUUGGAGGGGACACAAUGAGCACGGUGCUGCCAGAUGUUAUCCCAGAAUGCACCACUGGACCCUCAGCAGAUGGGGAGUUCAGACCCUUAUCGGAGAAGCCUUCUUUAAUUGGCUCGUGAGGUUCUACCCUCCCUGACCCACUCAGCAGAUUUGUGGCAUCCAGCCCGUCCUCCUGGUUCUGCUCCUCUGUUUCCACAACCAGCUGCGGUUGGCUGAGCGUGUCUGAGGAGGCGGGGUCAGAGGAAACCGUCUGGAUGAUGACGCCGUCGCCGGAGCAGAGGCUGUCACUCUGACAGACUGUGAAGGAUGAUGUGUUCGUGUGAUGAGGGAGAGGAGCCCGUCGUCAGGGUAACCGUGCUGUUAUUGGCUAAACUGAGAGGAAGGCUCUGGUUGGACGUCGUCUGGAGGUAGUAGGUCCCGGGGGUGCCGGUGGGCUGUAGGUGGAAGGACUGCAAGAUUUCGAAGGUCUGCAGGGCCCCGGUGUUUAGCGUGAUGGUGUCACUGUCGCUGGCUGCUGCAGAAUCUGAGGCCAGGUGUGUGAACUGCAGCGGGAUCUGCACGGGGAUCUGCAGGGCUGCGACUGAGCUGGGGACGGGGCUGCUGCUGCUCUCGUCCAAUCGGGUGAGGCGGAUCUGGAGCGAAGAGGAGGAGGUGGGACUCCCUGGUACAGAUGAUGUCUGUGAGGUCAUCAUCAGCUCCUCAAGGCCCUUCAGGAGCACGCUGAAGGGGAUUUCCUUGUGAUUGGCUACUUGUCUCUUGAUGCUCCACCACUUGGACCGCAGCCACUGAGGGGACCGGACGCUGCUCCACCCCCAUGCCAGGUCCUCCCACUUGAUCUCAUUCUCAUCCUCCACUUUCAGCACUGAUAUCCUCCGCAACAGGUUCAGGUCAUCCUCUUUAGUCCACUCGGCUCCUCCGCUGUGUUUCCAGUUCAGGUAGUUCAGCCAUUUCGACCGACACUGUUUCUCGGAGCGUGUGCGGACCCGGUCUGCCACCGUCGCCCAGGAAACGCCUCCUGUGACCGCGGAUCCCGGCGACACUCCGGCCAUCUCGUACACGACCUCGGCGAGCCGUCUCUCUUCCUCCUCGCUCCAUUUUCCUGUGUUACAGGUGUCCUUCAUCAGCCGGCAGCGGUCUUUCACAGAAGAGGCACUGCGUCCCAGAGCUGCUCCAAUCGUUGCCCAAUCGUUCCCGUGUUUCUCCCUCAGCGCCUUUAGCUUCUCAAUGUCCUCUGGAGUUCACUUGCCGACGUGGUUCCGGUUGUCGUACAUUCGUAAAACGCGUCUGUAGACGGCGAACAGCGGCCGGUUCAACCCCAACGCCACAGAGCGAUAGAAAUCCUUCCUCUCCUCUUUGGACAUUUCAAAAAUGAUCUCCGCCGGGUCUUGGAUCCCGCGGCCCUGGACAUAUCGGUCAAUGUUGCUCAUCAGAACGUCAAUCUCUUCUUUAGACCACAUGCCUUGUUUCCAUUUAUGACCUUUGUUAGCCAGCGUAUCUUUGUCCUCUUUUGUUGUAAACCAGGCCUGGCUGACCGGUGACACCUCCGUCUUCUCAUUGGCUGACAGAGUGUCUUCUUCUUGAUGAUGUACCUCUAUUUGAGUGACUCCGUCCUCAGAGAGAUCGCUGUCGGCUGUGCCAGUCAUCGUCACCUUGAAGCUCUCAUUCUCCAACAUGGGCAAAGUGACGACAGAAAACUGAGGUUUCUCAGAGUCCGCCUGUUCCUCAGUGGAGAGUCUCAGCUUCUUCUGUAGGGGCUCCGAGUCCUCAUCGCUGGGAGGACAGUGCAGAAUAAUGCUUCCAUCGCUGUCCUGAGUGAGGGUGACAGAUUUGACGGUUUCUAAUUGAGCAGCAUCUUCGUCUUCUGCUGCUGAACUCAUCCUUCACUUCCUGUUUUCGGUCCGGGGACUUUUGAGUUACCAGGAUGAAGGAAAGUGCCAGGAUGGAGAAGCGGCGUACGAAGGCCGGGAAACUCAAAGUAAACUUGCUGAGAAGAAAUUGUUCCCACGUUGUUGAAUACGGACGACAUUCGAAGCUGCACAUAUCCAAGCCACCACUGUUUGGAGCAAAAACGUAACCGAAAUAUGGGGGAACAACCAGUCAGAGUCUUGGCGUGCGGGGAUGUGGAGGGCAGACUGAACGUCCUGUUCAGUCGAGUCCAGGCCAUCCAGAAGAAAACCGGACAGUUCGAUCUGCUGCUGUGUGUUGGAGAGUUUUUUGGAUCAACACCUGAGGCCGAGGCAGAGUGGCAGCAGUACAAGUCAGGAGCAAAGAAAGCUCCGAUUCACACCUACAUCCUGGGGGCAGCGAGCCAGGAGACGGUAAAGAACUUCCCUAAUGCAGAUGGAUGUGAGCUGGCAGAAAACAUCACAUAUCUGGGGCGACGGGGGAUUUUUUCUGGUGCGUCUGGGCUGCAGAUUGCAUACGUCAGCGGUCGGGAAGCUCUGCAAGAGCCGGCUCCGGCUCACUGCUUCAGCUCCAAAGAUCUGUCCGCCCUCGUGACGCCGCUGACCAGCAACUCCAAAUUCAAAGGGGUGGACAUCCUGCUGACGUCCCAGUGGCCCAGAGGAGUGUGGACCUACGGAAACGUCCCGGAAGUGAACACAAAGUCAUGUGGCAGCGGCUCGGUCGCCAGCCUCACCAACAGACUGAAACCUCGGUACCACUUUGCUGCACUAGAGGGCGCUCACUACGAGAGACUCCCAUACAGGAACCACAUAGUACUCCAAGAAAACGCUCAGCACGUCAGCCGCUUCAUCGCCCUGGCAGCUGUCAACAACCCCUCCAAGAAGAAGUAUCUGUACGCCUUCAACAUCGUCCCCAUGAAGACCAUGGAUCCGGCCGAGCUGGUAAAGCAGCCGCAGGACGUCACCGAAAACCCCUACAGGCGAUCAGCAAAAGACAAGACACCAGUCCAACAGACGGACUUCGGCAGCACAGAGGAGGAGCCGGCCCGCCAGUUCUUUUUCGACCUGGGCAAAGAGAAGGACGGAGGCUUUGGCGGGCGUGGCAGAAAGAGGCCGUCGGACUGGGAGGGACGGGGUGGGGGCCAGCGGCAGGGGGGGGACCAGCGUUUUCAGGGCCAGGAAAAGCAGCCCCGCCGCCACCCACAGCCCACGGGUCCCUGCUGGUUCUGCCUGGCCAGUCCUCAGGUGGAGAAACACCUCGUCAUCAGUAUAGGAACACAUUGUUACGUGGCUCUGGCUAAAGGCGCCCUGACCGCUCGCCACGUGCUGAUCCUGCCCAUCGGCCACUACCAGAGCGUGGUGGAGCUGAGCUCGGAGGUGGUGGAGGAGAUGGAGAAGUACAAAUCAGCCCUGAGGAGCUUCUACAAGAGCAAAGGGGAGCGCUGCAUUGUCUUUGAGAGGAACUACAGAAGCCAGCACCUACAGCUGCAGGUCGUCCCCGUCCCGCUGGACCGCUGCACCACUGAAGACAUCAAGGAGGCGUUCACGGUUCAGGCCCAGGAGCAGAACAUGGAGCUGAUGGAGAUUCCUCAGCACACUGACCUCAAACAGAUUGCUCCUCCAGGGACUCCGUACUUCUAUGUAGAACUGGACAACGGGGAGAAACUCUUCUACCGGAUCCAGAAACAUUUCCCUCUGCAGUUUGGACGGGAGGUGCUGGCCAGCGAGGCAGUGCUAAACAUCCCGACUCGAGCUGACUGGAAGGAGUGUAAGAUGAGCAGGGAGGAAGAGGAGGAGAGCUGCAAACAGCUAAGAGGCGACUUCCAGCCCUACGACUUCGCCUGGGAGGAGGACUAACACAC
Molecule: messenger RNA, 7834 nt
Organism: Menidia menidia (Atlantic silverside)
Lineage: Eukaryota; Metazoa; Chordata; Actinopteri; Atheriniformes; Atherinopsidae
Source: the annotation of a GenBank genome assembly